UGUUUAUUAUUAACCCGUCUCUUCGUGUUUUUCGGAGAUAAACCCGUCUCGACAUAGAAAGAAGAGAGUUUUGCAAGAGAGAGAGAGACGGGAGGUACCAUUGGAAUAUUCAGAAAGAGUAACUGUAUAAUAAUAAUAUAAUGGAAGAAGUGAAAAAGGAUGAUAAUCUAAAGCUUGUACAAGAAAGAAUUGAGCGUGAUCCCACUGCUCACAGGAUCCUAUCGUCGAAGGCACAAGAAUCUGAACUCCAAUGUGAACAUGCUACAUUGCAAACUAAGGUUGAUGAGUUUGACCAACUACUGCAAAGAGGCAAAGAGGGAAACCUUUUGGACCAUACUUUUAGGGAUUCCACUGAGAAGCUUCAUUCUGCAAAGAGGGAACUUGCAGCUAAGCUGCGGUCAACUCUGUCACUGAAACGGCUGCUCGAGUAUGUGCCAUCACAAGCUGAACUCAUUCAGUAUGAAUUCCGUUUUUCAGAACUUUAUACUGAUAUCCAGGCCAAGCAUUGUCAAACCCAUAAAUACUAUGCUACUUACAACAUAUUGUUGGAGAUAAAAGAAUUGAUGCUAAAGGAAACAUCUUUACUGAAUUCCAUAAGCUCACAGUUUAAAGGUGCUCUUACUAGCCCUGCUGGUCGAAGGAAAUUGAUUGAUUCCAUGGAAGGAAUUCUGCACGGGACUCAACAGAAGCUGGAAAAGGUGCAAAUUGCUCUACAGUCGGAGCAGAAAGCUCGUGAAGCUCUCAAGGGGAAACAUGCAGCUGCUGUUUCAGAGCAAAGACAUUACAAUUCUAUCUUAAAAGCUUUCCAGGUGGAAUGUGCAAGGAAUGAGAGACUUCGCUUGAAGAAUUCACAAGAACAUUUACCAAGUUGAUAUUUAUGUCUGGUCGAAGAAGUGUUCCAUUCUACAAGAAAUCCAACGGAUGGCUACUGGGUUUGAGUACCUUCAAUUGUUUGUACUAUUUAUCUUGUUAUACU
Nicotiana tabacum (common tobacco) is the source of this 976-nucleotide messenger RNA. RefSeq lists its product as uncharacterized. The record is from RefSeq and is a predicted model, not a curated record. Gene Ontology annotation, biological process: Golgi to plasma membrane transport. NCBI's taxonomy places the organism in Eukaryota, Viridiplantae, Streptophyta, Magnoliopsida, Solanales, Solanaceae.